UGAUGCGCUUCUCCUGUGAGAGGUCUGUCAUUGUAAUGCAGCAAGCUGCGAUAAUGGUCAACUUCUCCGAACUAACUGAAGAUAAACGUUAAAUCCCCUUCACAUAACGGAUCGUACUUUUAACGUCUUUUCCUGCGUUUCUUAAAAGUGAUCCACUGAUGUUUUGCUGCAAUGUCCCGCGAGAUCGAAAGCAGGACAGAGGGCUGAACUGAAGAAAUGGUGUACCCAGCCAUCAUAUGGGCUUGAAGGAGAGUACCAUAUUUUUGCAGAAGGACAGAUGACUAUUGCAUUAAACGCAUCGGAACGGUGCUGGAUCGCGUUCUUAUUUUUUAUGAGUCAACCUGCCAUUAGAUAAGCAGCACCGCGUGUCUAUAUAACACAGAUGUAACGUUGAACACUUCUAGAUAUUAUUUAUUACGAUUUACCUGCUGUGUUGUAAUUGUAAAUACUGCUGGGUCUUCUCUGGCUGUCGUUUUAGCCAAGCUCGCGAUGGGAGACUCAAUGACCCACCGCGCCGUUAUUGAGUUAACGAGAAACAGUAGGAGAGAGGGUGUUUGCAACCUCUUUCUUUCCUUUCAGACUGAACUGACAUCAUGUGGCUUGGGAACGAUAUAUGUUUGAGCUUGAUUACUUGCUAUUUCAUCUAGCAAUUUUGCGAAAUGCCUUGUUAACUGAGCCUGAGAGCGACAGCGGAACUAGUUAGGUGCAUCCUGCGCAUCUAACGUUAGCUAAUAAACUUCACACUUAGCCAUUCCUUUGUUUUGAUUCUGACUCCGUCUUGGUUUUAAGCCAAGCAGCUGUUAGAAAACUCUCAAGUGUGUUAAAUCGCCUGAUAAUUUGGCGAUGACAGGGUUUUCGGACAGACUGUCGUCUGGAUUCACGAGAGUUUGAUGAACUUGUCCCUGACAGCCUCUCCAUCACAAGCUGUUGGGUAUCACCGGACACCUGCCAAAAAAUGGAGACCGUGGGAGACUUUGAAUACAGCCGAAAAGACCUCGUCGGACACGGAGCCUUUGCGGUCGUUUUCAAGGGAAGACAUAAAAAGAAGACUGAUUGGGAGAUCGCCAUCAAGAGUAUUAACAAAAAGAAUCUCUCCAAAUCUCAGAUUCUGCUUGGCAAAGAAAUCAAAAUUUUAAAGGAACUCCAACAUGAGAACAUUGUGGCGCUCUAUGAUGUCCAGGAAACGCCAAGUUCUGUAUUUCUGGUUAUGGAGUACUGCAAUGGAGGAGACCUGGCAGACUAUUUGCAAGCCAAGGGCACUUUGCGAGAGGACACACUGAGGAUCUUUCUACAGCAGAUAGCAGCAGCCAUGCGCAUCCUCAACAGCAAGGGGAUCAUUCACAGAGACCUCAAACCUCAGAACAUCCUGCUGUCCUACACGGGCCGCAAGAAGUCCAGCAUCACCGGCAUACGCAUCAAGAUCGCUGAUUUUGGUUUUGCAAGAUAUCUCCAGAGCAACAUGAUGGCGGCCACUUUAUGUGGAUCCCCAAUGUACAUGGCUCCAGAGGUGAUCAUGUCCCAGAACUAUGAUGCCAGAGCUGACCUGUGGAGCAUUGGGACUGUCAUAUAUCAGUGCCUUGUGGGAAAGCCACCUUUCCAGGCUAACAGUCCACAGGACUUGAGGAUGUUCUAUGAGAAGAACAAGGCUUUGGUGCCAAACAUCCCGCGAGAGACGUCUCCUCAGCUGGCAGACCUGCUGCUGGGACUGCUCCAGAGGAACCAGAAGGAUCGCAUGGAUUUUGCCACUUUUUUCAGUCACCCUUUCUUGGAACCGACAUCAACUAUUAAAAAAUCAUGCCCUGUGCCAGUGCCUACAUGCUCUGGUUUGGUCACAGACAGCACGUGUGGCAGCUCUCCUUCCUGUCGUUACGUCUCUCCGCCGUCCCUGCCAGACAUGCAGACUCUCCCCGAGGAUGUGUUGUCCUCUCCACCUCUCGGUCCACCCAACUACCUGCAGCUGUCCAAAGAGUCGGGCGGCAGCACCAGCAGCAAGAACUCUUCCUGUGACACUGACGACUUUGUGCUGGUGCCCCAUCUUUCUGGAGAACAGUCCUAUGACCUUCCAAUGGGAGCAGCGGGCCGCAGGGCGUCCAGUGAAUUCCUUCUCUGUGGAGGGCCACCGCAGCCAUCCUCCGGACAGACUCCAAUGGUAUCACCACGAAGCGAGACCACUCCGAUACCUGUGCCCACACAGGUACGAAACUACCAGCGUAUCAAACAGAACCUGUCCAGCAGCCCAACCACAACACUUUAUGGCUCUCCCAGGUCAGGCACAGUGCGGCGCUCCAACACAAGCCCCAUGGGCUUCCCUAAAAUGCUGUCUGGGUCACCUAGCCCUGCAGACACAGUUCAAACGGUGGGGCGACGUCUCUCUACAGGCAGUUCCCGGCCCUACUCCCCCUCUCCACUAGUGGGCACUAUUCCUGAGCAGCUCGGCCACUGCUGCUGUGGACAUCCCCAGAGCCACGAGGCACGCAGUCGCAGCUCCUCAGGCGGUUCCCCUGUGCCAUCCUCUCAAUUACUGGGCACUCGUCUUCAGAGUGCACCCACACUGACUGACAUCUACCAGAACAAACAGAAACUACACAAGCAGCUGUCUGACCCAGUUUACCCCACCGCCUCAGCCCACCCCUGCAGCCACUCCCCUCAGCUUGGUCGCCCCGGUAACCUAGGCACCUCCCCAACCAAGCACCUUGGCUCCUCCCCUCGCACCUCUGACUGGUUAACAAAGUCACCGUUGCCCACCAUCAUUGGCUCACCUACUAAGGUAACCGCUCCAUUCAAAAUCCCUAAAACUCAAGCCUCAUGCAACCUUAUGGCCCUGGCCUCUCAACAGAGUAUAGCCGACAGUCCCGCCCCAGUCAGGACGCUGAUGGAUGGGCGUGACCUCUGUGCACAUCACUGCUCUGCGUAUCCCAGCAGCCGACAGUCUGCACCAGAAGCCAGCAAGACUCCCUUUGGCAGGUCUGUAAGUGCUGGCAGACUGUCUGAGCAGCCGGUUCGGAUCACUUUGGGAGGACAGCCGUUCCAGGGCAGCACAGACAGCCUCAACACAGAGAAACCCAUGGACACAGCCCCGGCUGUGACUUGUGGUUUGCCAGCAGGCGGGGCAAGUCCACGCACCGUUGUGUUCACUGUGGGCUCGCCCCCCAACAGCAGCACCCCACCCACCUGCAGCCAUCUCGCGUCCCGCCCGCGCACCACCUCAGUAGGCUCCAACAGCUCAGCCGGCUCGCUGUGCUCCACCAGUGGCAAGGUUUACGCGGGCUCUCCCCCGGGCAUGACCAUUGGCAGCUCCCCAACAGGAGCGGAUGCGGCUCCCAGCAGUCUCCGCUACGUCCCUUACGGCACCUCCCCGCCCAGCUUGGAUGGAUUCAUCACCUUUGAAGCUCCAGAACUGCCAGAGGAGACCCUGAUGGAGCGUGAGCACACAGACACCCUGAUGCACCUGAGGAUGAUGCUGUCCUUUACAGACUGUGUGCUGGAGAUCGCUUCUCUAUGGGCCGGAGGACCUGAUCUGGGUGCGUCCGCGGCAUCUCUCUAUCCGCCCCAGGACAGCGUGGUGGUGGAUCAGAUCAGUCAGCUCAGUAAGGAGUGGGGGCAGGUGGAGCAGCUGGUGCUGUACAUGAAAGCCGCACAGCUUCUGGCAUCCUCACUGCACCUGGCAAAAGAUCAGAUCAAAUCUGCCAAACUCAACCCAUCCUCGGCCGUCAAACAAGUGGUGAAGAGUCUGAACGAGCGCUACAAGAGCUGCAUUUCUCUGUGCCGCCGCCUCACAGUCAAACUCAACCACUUCUUCUCGGACAAGCAGCGGUUUGUGGACGAGAUCAACAGCGUAACAGCUGAGAAGCUCAUUUAUAACCAUGCUGUAGAGAUGGUGCAGUCGGCUGCACUAGAUGAGAUGUUUCAGCAGACAGAAGACAUCGCAUAUCGCUACAACAAAGCCUCCAUGCUGCUGGAAGGCCUAACCAAGAUCCUCCAGGACCCAGCUGAUAUAGAAAACGUCACCAGAUAUAAGGCAAGUGUGGACCGGAGGAUCUCAGCUUUGUGUUACUGCACCGUUACCCUGUAUGAAUAAAGAUCUGUAAAAUCUUGGCCGGUGCUCUCACUCCAGGGACCAUCAUCUUCUCAAACCACAGAGAAGACCAAACAAAUCCCUCCUUUUUUUUUUUUUUUUUUUUUGUAGCAAAGCACUUACAGUUCCUUUUGAUUGCUUUCAAUCACAAGCAACAGACCAAGUAUUAUAAUUUUUGCAGAUGACAUUUUGAGAAGGAUAUGCACAAGUUUACUACCAAAGAUGAAAACUAAACUAAACCGAGACUUUAUAGUAUGAAAAAAGAUGUUGGACCUGCGUUUGGAUCCAUCUUCUGUUUUUACAAGUCUUUCCCCCUUUUUUUGUAUACAGUAUAUGAACUGAAGGGAUUUUGGAGUGGGAAUACUUGGAGGCCCAGCAAAUUAACAUCAAUGCAAAUCAGUUCAUCUUGUUGUUUUAUACCGCACUCUAUUGCUGAUUAUUUAUUGGUUUUAGAAAGAAAUGCUAGUGUUAUUGAUGAUAGUGUUGAAAGAUGACACGGGGCAGAUGUGGAGUCCAAAGCUGAGCUCAGUUUCUGGUGCCACACACAUAAACUGUCACAUGGCUGAACUGAAAAAAAGCAAAUGCACUUUAUUGAGGCCGAUCUGGAAGACCCUUGUCCUAGAGCAUCCGGCAGAAGGUGGAGAUCAUGAGUCUUCAUCCUUCUCCAAGAUCAAUGUGUCUUUAUAUCAUUUGAGAAUGAGUGUCUGGAAGCCCUGUGAGCUUCAGGUUGGACGUUGGCGUCAAAUAAGAGCCUCGUGGUGAAUCAUCCAUAAUUGUCAAAAUACUUGAGUAGUUACUUACCUUUUGAUUCAGCCGUACCAAAACGUUUUUAUGUUCAUAUUAAUAAUGUAGCUUUUUUAACUGACGUGCGUGAGUUGUAAAUACUUGUACAUUCUGCAUGCGUGUUUUUAUUUCGGAGUGAAUGCGAGAGAGCACAGUGUGAUUGAAGAAGGUGGAAGCUGCCGCCACCAUCAACCGCCUCUCAACUCAAGAGCACAAGAUUUCCUUGUUUUUAGGGUUUUUGGUUUAUUUGUAGAGGCAAUAAACGCUGACAACUUCCACAGAUUCUUCAAGGCCUCACCGAAAGCUCAAGACCUCACUUUGCAUGGCAGCUCUUGAUGAACGCCCAUGAAUAUCAUGUGUACGAUAAUACACUGACUGUGUGCAGGAUGUGGAUGGGAUAGAGCCACUGCAAGGCUCUGCUUUUUCCUGUUCAUCCACAUGACAGUGUUUAUGUAACUGCACUUCCCAGGUAUUGCAGUAUCCAGUUUCUGGAUACUGAUGAACUGAAAGCAUAAUCUACUUUUACUUGUAUGUUUUGAACACCUCGCUCCCUCUUUCCUGCAUUCUGUCUCUUGUUUUUAUUUUUUUUUAAAUGGCCCCUGAUGAACUUGUACAGAAAGAGAAGGCUGAUGUAUUUUCUGUCGUAAAACCAAGCUUCUCUGUAGUGCUAGAAUUUCCAUAUCCAGGCCUGAGGAGAAGUGUGUACAGAUGAACUGUUAGAGAAAACUAGUACUGAGCACAUGUACCUGUGGAACAUUACAAUAUAUUUGCCCCUCGUUUAGCACCUUCCCUUUCUGAAUAAACGCUUACAACCAGCCUAUCACAGCCCCGAUACAACAUGAUCAUGCCCGAUGCAGCCUGAAGGCCCUGCUCCAUUGUUUUCCAGUGACAGAUCUUGAUGUUUUAAAUGUUUUAAUCAAUACAUCUCUUUUACCAAGGGCAUCUGUGUUGUCUGAAACUGUAGAAAAUGCAGUUUUUGUUUAUUAAAAUGAUACAUUUUAUCCUGC
Messenger RNA from Carassius auratus (goldfish), 5865 nucleotides. RefSeq names its product serine/threonine-protein kinase ULK2-like. Gene Ontology annotation, cellular component: phagophore assembly site membrane; cytoplasm; autophagosome. Gene Ontology annotation, biological process: negative regulation of collateral sprouting; axon extension; protein autophosphorylation. Lineage: Eukaryota; Metazoa; Chordata; Actinopteri; Cypriniformes; Cyprinidae. Gene Ontology annotation, molecular function: protein serine/threonine kinase activity; ATP binding. The transcript is spliced from 27 exons. The record is from RefSeq and is a predicted model, not a curated record. The coding region runs from base 956 to 4078 and encodes 1040 amino acids.